Rhipicephalus microplus (southern cattle tick) is the source of this 4501-nucleotide messenger RNA. It is a transcript of the gene crim, whose product is annotated as QVR superfamily protein crim. NCBI's taxonomy places the organism in Eukaryota, Metazoa, Arthropoda, Arachnida, Ixodida, Ixodidae. The record is from RefSeq and is a predicted model, not a curated record. Gene Ontology annotation, biological process: regulation of synaptic transmission, cholinergic; positive regulation of voltage-gated potassium channel activity; sleep.
UUCCUUCCUUCAUUAGGCGUAUCAAGUUUGUUGCUCGCAUUCUGAGCGCGUCUUAAUUCAUUCAGUCUUCGGCAACGCGUAAAUUAAAAAAAGACCUGCGAGCAGUUGGACGUGACGUGACGCUGCUGCUUCAAUCGGUCGACUAAGCGGCUCAUUAGCAUAGCUCACGGCGUUCUCAAGGGAAGCCCAUUUGAGCUUGUGCCGGCCAACGCCCUGCGUCUAUGGUGCCGCCAUCUGCCGCUUACCAUCAUCAUUCGCUGCUCGCAUGGUUGCUCCUACGUGUUCCGACUCGUACCAACCAACGGAUAUGCUUGCUCGAAUGUGUUUCAAGCGGCUGUAACGAAGAUGGUGCUAGUGACUUUUGGCACCGUGCUGCUCGUCAUGUGCCAUGUCGGAGCAGGGGAAAUGUGGUGCUAUUCCUGCAUCAGCAACCAACCGGGCUGCAAGGAUGAGGUGAACUGGCUCAUUCACCAUGCCAUCACGUGCCCUCGAGAUGAUGACAAGUGUGUGAAGAUUAUCGAACGCAAGGGCUCGGAAGUACUGUAUACACGAGACUGCCUGUCCAAUCUGGAAGCAUACCGGCACGACAUCCCUGCAGACACUUACGAGGGCUGCCGGCCUGCAGCUGAGAGCCCCAAGCUGGCCGUCUACGUUGACAAUAACAUUAAGGAACUCGAGCUGAAGCGGGACUACUACUCGUCUGUGGAGUACUGCUUCUGUGAGUUCUACUACUGGUGUAACAGUGCACAUGGUAUGCUACCUGAGGUGCCCCUGCUGCUGCUGCUGCUGUUGCUGUUGCAAUCGCUGCUGAUAUGGUAGCCAUAAAGGACGGUUGGCUCAGUCUGUCACAUGCAAUGUUUGUGCUGAACCCAGUUCAGCACAAAGGUUUCAGUAUCAAGUAUCUUUGAAUCUCGCUCCGGGUGCUAAGUAGACAGAUGCCUGAAAUGGGUGAACAGACGAAAGGAAAAAAAAAAAAAAAACAGCUCUCGCUAGGAGUUGUCCAUCAGGUGUGGCAUCUGUAGGUGCCUUAGCCCAUUGUGUUUGUCAUUCCUGGUUGUCUUUUAUGUAAGCGGACUGAAUGUGUCAUUGCGACACUGUACCUUUUGUGGAAAAAUAACCAUAAAAAGAAAAUUUUCACUCUAAUCUGCGAAGGCAGGAUAGGUCGAGAUGACCAAAGCAUGGCAGUGUAACUUGAAGGGGCACUAAAGGCAAAUGUUAAGGUGAUGAUGAUUGUCAAAAUUGUAGUCCAAAAUUCCUCGUUUGAAUGAAAUGCUUAUUUUGUAAUGGAAUCACCUUUUAAUGGUCUGCAUAGCACUAGCACAAUUCAGAUUACCCUCCUGAACGGGCCUUCAGGUGUACCCAUUGCCUUGCCCAAAGUUGGCCGCCUUUACUGUGUGGCCACCUGCACUAGUAGCAGCAGAGCAGAAGCCACAGAAGCAACGGCCAUCCAGGCUUGCUGCAAUGGAUGUCGUUAGUGAACUUGACCACAAGACUUUUGCUCGCGAUGCUGGCGCAGAGGCACGGCACUGAGCCACUUCAAGCAUUCGUUUUGCAGCACCCAGUGAAAAGUAACGUUAGUUUUCUCGCUGCAGCUCAAGCGCUGUGCACCUCUGAUAGCAUCACAUGCACGCAGCAUUUUUUCUGACGUUUCGUCACUGUGACUUUAGGAAGUGUGCAUACCGAUACUACCACUGAGAUGCGCGGUUCAUCGUAAGGGGAACUGCUCACCCUGUUCCCGGUAGUAACGUCAAGUGGUUCUUUUUUACAUGAAUCAGACAGAAAAGGACAAGGGGCGUUUAUUAUGUAGUCUAAUGCACAGAAGGUUUUCUUUUUAUAGCAACUGUAAAGUUUCCUAAAAUUAACUAAGGGGACACUGGCAGUUCAGCCGCCAUGAGUAUGAUGGGUAGCACGCAAAUUUGCCUAGUCUUCCUACUUGCAGGCUUCGAACACACUUGUGGCUUUGUUUCUUGGUGUGUUUUGGUUUCAUUUUGAGUAGAAGACUGGACCGUUGUGAACUUUGUGCCCCUAUUUGAAUAGGUGAGUCCAAAAGGUGAAGGUGGCAAAGUGUAACUGCUUAACAUUUGCCAAUUGUCCUUUUGUGACAAAGCAGCUCUAGGCCACAUUAAGCCAAACUGAGGUAAAAGUACAAAAGUUAUACAAAUUUGUGUGCUACCCAUCGUUCUCAGCUGGCGUGCAUUCCUGCUCCUAUAGCGUUCCCUGUAGUCUGUUUAUAAAAAACUCUGUGGUUAAUUGUACUCGGGACUCUUGAUGUCAUCGAGGUCACACCAAAAUAUGGCGCAUAUGGUGUCAUACAUUUACAUUAACUUCUUGAUUAGUAGAGCAUUGCUGUUGAUAAUGUUGACGUUUUAGACGGCCAGAAACAUUGGUCUUUUACUUUUACAUAAACUGAUAUUUGCUGUUAGUGUGCCUUUAUAAAAAAUUGCCUUGCUCUAGAUGAUAUAUUCGUCAAUGGUAUAACAGAAUAGUGGCAUAAGUCUAGACCUUAUUGGUGAAAGUUUAUGUGCCUUUGAAGUGAAAUGGUGCUGUUUUCUAAGGUUGCACCCGACCAUGACAUCCAAGAUUAUGAGCGUCCUUAAUGGUCUUGAUGUGGUGCAUUGUCAUUGGAAUCCUGUGUGUUAUCGGACUGUUAUGACUGAUUCCAAGAUACUUUAGGCUGAGGUGAAUACUCGACUUGCACAUGCAAGCUCAAGAAUGUAGAAUGUACAGUUGGCAUCUUUAUUGUUGUAGCAUCAUGGAAGCUUUGCCAUGGGGAGAGUCUGAAAGGACAUUGAAAAAGAAGAGAAAUAAGACUACUAUAUCGUAAUUUUGCACUGAAGUAUAUAUGUUAGUAAAUGCGACAAACUUUAUUCAAUGCUUGCGUGAGUGCCUUGUUAGCAGUGUUUUACGAGAACAGUAUUUGAGCAUUGUACUAAUGUGCAAAAUUUCUGUAGAGCUAAACAAGCAAGGUGGUUGUAAGACUUGAGUUUUACUGUGGCUGAAAAUCUCCCUGUCUGCACAGUUCUUUGCUCUCAUUUAGCCCAUUUUAUUUUAGUCAUUUUUUCUAGGAUACUGCAUUUCUAACAUACAAUAGACAAUGACAAUAUUGUAAAAAAAGUUCUUUGACUUUCGUGGCCAUACUCAACGUUUUGGAACAAAAGCAUUGUGUGUGAAAUAUGACACAUCAAAGGGCUGUAUUCCAGUAAAUUGCUGUAUUGAAAUGACCCUGCCUGCUAAUGUUAGACCUUUACAUGUCUUAAAAUGCGGGAAGACUUCUUAUGCUCUGUGAUUUUUGUCAACACUAUGUACAAGCAUCAAAAAUAAGAAGCAGUCAUCAAGCAGGCACUUUCACUUUCUUUUGUAUGACUGUGAAGUUCUAAAUCAGGGGUUGAGAACCCCUUUAAGACAGACGGCAAAGUGUCCUUGCAGGCAAAGGGAAAACUUUUGUCAAAUUGCAAUUGACAAUGCUUCAGAAAAAAAAAAAACGGAAAUACACAUCCUGUUCAUUUUCAGCAUUAAUGUCACAAGGGUGCAAUUUACCCAUAUAGCUUACAAGUAAAAACCUCGCUUUAUCGUUUUAUAAUAUGAAGGUCAAAGGAAGCCAAACUGUAAUUUUCAAUUAUAUUGAAACAAAGUGGCUUGAAGUUUUUUGUGCAUUUUUUAUUUGAGCAUUUUGUGUUUGAUUUGUGGGCUGUCCGUAAGCCUGCGUGUGACAUUCCAAUAAAAACCUUUGACGGGGUUCUUUUUUUCUGCACUUGUGUUUAAACAGGAUAAAUAAGUGUCUUAUUUCAUUUAAAACUGUUGGAUUGGCAAUGAUUUUGUGAAAAGUCUCUCUCAUGAAUAAGUUUUACAUCACAGUGAUGUAUAAAAUUUAAUUAAUGUGGUGUUUAGAAACUUGCAGAAUGAUGUUCUUUUCUGUUAGGUUGCCUGAAAGAAAACAGUCUCAUAAAGUUUCUAAUGAACUAUUAAAUAAAUUCUUAGAUGAGAAUCCUUUUUCUUGUUUAGCUGGCAUUCAAUGCGGCCAGUUUAAGGACUCCGGAGUUGGGUAAAAUUUUUUAAAUUCUAAAUUUUAUAGCUUUCUUGUUUGGGAAGGUACGGCCUUCCUUAACAAUAUAAAGUGUCUCACACAUUAUCAUGUUGUUUAAUUGAGCCAUAAAGACCAGGUUUUGUAGACCAACUGACGAGCAACUAAGCCUUUUUUUCUCAGAUGGUGCACAACCUAAGCUUCCUGCCUGUAGUAAACUUUUGAAAAAUCGAAACUCGUAGCUUCUUUUAUCUUAGCAGGUUCAUAAAAAGCAUUUGGGCUACUCCAAAGCACAUGGUGCAGUUAUUUUUUUAACAUGAGUGACAUUUGCAGAGUCCACUUUCCUUGAGCACGUGAGACCCACGUGGUUACGGGAUUGUGUGCAUUUAUUUUGUAUUCAGUUGCACUUUUGUUCAUUUUGUUGCGAUGAUUACAGAUAUUCUCGUAUUGAGAAACCAAAUAAAUUGUUUAAAAACUGCA